AUGGUUGGAGUUACUCAGCUAAGCAGUGGUACGAUUCUCGGUGCUGGCACGGAUAAGAACCUCUAUACACGCGCCACUUUGAACGGCGGUUGGGUGCAGAUUCCGAACAGCGGUGAUAUGGUUGGAGUUACUCAGCUAAGCGAUGGUACGAUUCUCGGUGUUGGCACGGAUAAGAACCUCUAUACACGUGCCACUUUGAACGGCGGUUGGGUGCAGAUUCCGAACAGCGGUGAUAUGGUUGGAGUUACUCAGCUAAACAAUGGUACGAUUCUCGGUGUUGGCAUGGAUAACAACCUCUAUACACGCGCAACUUUGAACAGCAGUUGGAUGCAGAUUCCGAACAGCGGUGAUAUGGUUGGAGUUACUCAGCUAAGCGAUGGUACGAUUCUCGGUGUUGGCACGGAUAAGAACCUCUAUACACGCGCCACUUUGAACGGCGGUUGGGUGCAGAUUCCGUACAGCGGUGAUAUGGUUGGAGUUACUCAGCUAAGCGAUGUUUAG
This is a messenger RNA of Didymodactylos carnosus, 501 nucleotides long. The record is from the annotation of a GenBank genome assembly. NCBI's taxonomy places the organism in Eukaryota, Metazoa, Rotifera, Eurotatoria, Philodinida, Philodinidae.